Messenger RNA from Larimichthys crocea (large yellow croaker), 1493 nucleotides. RefSeq names its product PAK1 interacting protein 1 (gene pak1ip1). NCBI's taxonomy places the organism in Eukaryota, Metazoa, Chordata, Actinopteri, Sciaenidae. The record is from RefSeq and is a predicted model, not a curated record. Bases 236 to 1309 code for a protein of 357 amino acids. The transcript is spliced from 10 exons. Gene Ontology annotation, molecular function: protein binding.
CAUGGAAGUAGACGUUUGCGCAUGCGCAACAGCCUGCACACGUUGUUUUGGUUUGGUGUGAAAUAUCUCCAGAAAUUCGUGUUUAUAUCCGUUUAGGCUGCUUACUGUGUGGUUGUUUCUCAUGUAGUGUCUCUACGUGGACUGUUAGCAGCUGUUGCACAAACCAGACGACACAGUUUGGACAGAAAAGUUUAAAGAAAGCUAACUAACUAGCCUGCUAGCUGCAAGUGGCAGCAUGGCAGCUGUGCUGGAGCUGAUCGCUGGGAGCUACGAGCAGAUCGCGUUUGGUUACCGGGUGAAAACGGACGAGAAAGAAUGGACAGCCAAGCCAAACUUCACACAUCACGCCCACACCGCGUCCAUAUCAGCCGUGGCAGCCAGCGAGAGGUUUGUCGUCACAGGAAGCAAAGACGAGACCAUCCAGCUGUACGACAUGAAGAAGAAGACUGAACACGGAGCUUUGCUGCAUCACAACGGAAGCAUCACCUGCCUGGAGUUUUACGGGUCGUCUCAUUUACUGAGCGGAGGAGAGGAUGGACUUGUGUGCGUGUGGAGCACGAAGAAGUGGGAGUGUCUGAAAUCCAUCAAAGCUCACAAAGGGACUGUCACGUCGCUGUCCGUCCAUCCGUCCGGGAAACUCGCGCUUACAGUCGGGACAGAUAAGACUCUCAGAACAUGGAAUCUAAUUAACGGAAGAUCAGCCUUCAUCAAAAACAUAAAACAGAAUGCUCACAUUGUCCGAUGGUCUCCAGACGGAGAUAAAUACGUGGUUGUGGUGGACGACAAAGUGAUCAUCUACAACCUGGAGACAGCCUCUGUGACAGGAACGAUCACAAACCCCAAGAGGAUCUCAUCUGUUAAGUUCUUAAAUAACUCCAUCCUCGCCGUCGCAGGAGACGAUGAAAUUGUGAGAUUAUGUGACGUGGAAAAAGAGAAAUGGGUGUGUGAGUUCAAGGCUCACGAAACCAGAGUAAAAGCAGUCGACAGUUUCAUUACGGAGGAUUACUGCGUGAUGGUGACGGCUUCAAACGACGGAUUCAUCAAAAUGUGGAAACUUCACCUGAAGGAGGAGCUGGAGUCUCCCACCCUGCUCGGGGAAGUGAACACGACGGCCAGACUGACGUGCCUGGCUGUGUGGAAACCUUCAUCAGUGCAGAAGAUCGCUGAGGAACCAGCAGCCGAGGCAACAACAUCUAAAGAACUCGCCCAGGAGCUUUCGAAGACAAAGAGAGUCCGCAUUGUAGCAGAAGAAGUCAUUCUAGAAGAUGAGAGCAAACCCAAAAAGAAGAAAAAGCGUGCUGGAAAAUAAAAAUGGAAGAUAAUAAAUGUUAUUCAUGGUUCAGUUUCAGUUUUAUAUCUGGACUCACUUGCUUUUUAUGGUUGGAGGUAAAAAAGUACAGAUUCCAAGAGCAGAUUUUAUAAAUAUGUUAGCCGUCAAUGAUGAAAAGGAGAAGAAUUGGAUGGGUAACAAUAAAAAUGUUUUAUAAUCAAUG